CGCGCGCCCCUCGGCUCCCAUGGCUGGCGAGCGGCGGCGCGCGGAGUCCGGACGCGAGGGCUGGGCCGCGCGCGUGACGCCGCGCGCCCCCCUCCGGCCAGGGCGGCGCCGGCUGGGCCCGCAAGAUGGCGGCGGCCGCGCCUCCCCCGCCGCCCCACUUCCGCGGGAAGCGCCCUCGCCGGCGGCCCUCCGGCGCCGCGGGCGGCGGGAAGUGAGGUUCUCCGAGCUGCCGCCAGAGGUAUGCGGCGACUUCGCCCCGCCGGGAACGCCAGCCCCGGCCGGAGGGUUCCGCCCCGCCGCGGCCGAAGAGGAAGUGGGGGACGGCGCUUAUUACCUGCGGUCUGGGCGGCGGGCGGAGCGGCCGCCCGGCGAAGCGGGGGAGAUGAAGACCCGGAGGUUCGCCCGCCUGCAGCAGCAGCAGCAGCAGCAGCAGCAGCUUUCGCCGCCGCCAACGAGCAGGAGAGGCCUGAGGGAGUCGCAGUCUUCGGAGGAGGAUGAACCAACUACCCAGACUAUUAGGAGCCAUACAGUCUCAACAAGAUCUAUGAAGAGAACUCAAGGGGCAGCAGCAGCUGUUAGCGUGGGCUCUGAAAGUGUAGCUGAUUUGUGUCGGCCUCCUAUACGAAGUUCAGGAUCUGAAUACUCUUCAUUUGGGACAAAUGGAGAUGCCAAAUUAAAUGAAACAGACAAAAGAGAAAUGAAAAAAAGACAACGAAAGUUGGAAGCUGAAUAUGCUGGAGGUGGUAGAGUUCAGAAGGUUGACUUCUCUGAAGAAGGGGAAACUGGGGAGGAAGACAACCAAGACAGCUCUGGAAGUGAGGGGACUUCUGCUAAACCCACAGAUGGGGAUUCUGCUUCACCAAAAGAUCCAGACUUCAGGCCACUCAGUAAAUUUCCAGACUCUUUCAAGAAGCCAAUAUCAAACCAAGACUACAAGCUUAACAAACAGUCAGAAACUUUUAGGGAACAAAGUCACGUCCCCCCGUCCACAACCAAACUUCAAGAAUGGUCUGAUCAGAAAACACAAAUACGGAAUAGAUUACAAACUUCCAAGACUUUAAUGCAGGAACAUUUUUCAGAUGAUGAUAGCCAUUAUAAAUUAAAUGUUGGAAACAAGCUGUCAUCACAUGUCCAGAAAACGGAACCAACUGGACAGUCCAAGGAAAGAACCUCUGCUAAGAUAUGGCUUUGGGUGAUAGUAAUAGCAGUGAUACUAGUUGCUUGUGUCCUAGGUCUCUGGUACAAGUUUAUGCCCGAAUCAUCACUAAGUGGAGAAAUCACUGCUGUGCAAAGAUUCCAGUUCCAAAUGAAACAACUUAUGAAUAAAUACCCAAGUCAGGAUGAAAAGUUGUGGAAGAGGAGUCAAAUAUUUCUUGAAAAACAUCUCAACAGUUCCCACCCUCGACUUCAGCCUGCCAUCUUGCUGCUCACUGCUGCCAGAGAUGCCGAAGAAGUGCUCAGGUGCCUGAGUGAACGGAUUGCAGAUGCAUACUCUUCCUUCUUCAGCGUUAGUGCCAUCCGGAUAGACGGGGCCGGCAAAGCUGCUCAGGACAGCAAUGUUGUCAAGAUGGAGAUGGACUCUCAACUAAAUGACGGGUUCAAGAAUGGCAAGAAGGCAGCUGUGGUGCAUCGAUUUGAGUCACUCCCUGCAGGCUCCACCCUAAUCUUCUACAAGUACUGCGACCAUGAGAACGCGGCCUUCAAGGAGGUGGCCCUGGUGCUGACGGUCCUGCUGGAGGAGGAGGAGACGCUGGGGACCAGCCCAGACCUAAAGGAGAUCGAGGAGAAAGUGAGGGAUUUCCUCAAGGUCAAGUUCACUAAUUCAGACACCCCCAACUCCUACAAUCACAUGGACUCUGACAAAUUGAGUGGACUGUGGAGUCGCAUCUCCCACCUGGUACUGCCAGUCCAGCCUGAAAAUGCUCUGAAGAGCGGGUCCUGUUUAUAAGAUGUGGGAGGAAUAGAAAGGAAAGCAAGAUUUGGGUUUGGAAACAUUUCAUAUCCUCUCACCUGAGGCGAGUCAGUGCUCAUUGUGCACGAACUAUUUUUCUUUCCACAGAAAUGAAAGUUCUAAUUAAUGUAAGCACGAGACAUUCAUCCCCUAAAUCACUUACUCAUGGUCUAUGGGUGAGAGAAGAUCUUUCCUCUGUGAUUUCUUUCCAGAUUUGCGGUUAUUGCUGUCCUGAAUAAGGUUCUUUUGGGAGCGUGAGUUGCGGGCGAUACAACCUUUUGGAAUUCUAGGGCAGAAUUACUAUUGGUUUGAGUGUGGUACUAGAAGCAGACUUUUAAACAUCCACAACAAAGUUGUUUUGGGAGUGUGGGUAUUGGACAGUACAGUCUUUUUGAAUUCUAAAGGAGAAUCAUUAUUGGUUUGUGUGUGGUAUUAGACAGACUUUUUUCCAUCAUCCUCUAACCUUCUAGUUUAGGUAUCUCUUCCAAGGCUUACUGAUUUGUAAAAUAGUGUGGAAGGAACACUCCCUUACCCCAAAGUAUCUAAGCGUGUUUUAUCGCUUGCCCUUCCUAUCACAAAGUGAGUCUCAGUUCCCUGUCUACCUUUUUUUAGUAUAUCAGAAAUAAUAGACACCUCCUAAUUUAAGGGAGUCUUGCACAAGGUAAGAUUACAAUAAGCCAUUGACACCUAGGUGAGCUCUUAGUAUUUAGAAAGCCCAUGUUCCUUCCGUGAGUGAAAUGUUUGCUUAAGACAUCUAGUCUCAAAAAAUAUCUUUUCGCAGAAGGAAUUCCUGAUCCUGCAUUAAGAUUUUACUGAACACCCCUAGUCAAAUCUAUCUGAUCAGUCUUAAUACACUUGCUUCUCCAUUCCCUACCUUCUAAAAAAGGUGGGUUAGAUUUUGUCAGAUAUUAGGGCAAGUUCUAGGACUUCAAAUUUAAAAAAGAAAAGCAGAUUUUUGCAGAAGGAAAUCCUUUGCUUACUUGGUGUUGCAGUUCUGAAAGAGAAAUUGACAUAUCUGUAAUACUUUUCCUUCCAAGUCCUCUAAUAAGCUUUGUGAAGUCAUUUAGAGAUUUACUAUGCACAAGUUAACUUCUUUCUGAGUGCCUCAUGCCAAAAAAGUAAAAUUUAUCGAAGUUGAAUUGAAAAAGUGUAUUAAUAUACUUUAGAUGCAAAACUCAAUAGAAAUAUAUAUAUAUAUAUGUAUAUAUAUACACAGCACUUGGAUCUCUCAAGUCCUGAUGUUUCUUCUUAAUUCUUAUAAUUUGGAGCCAUGUAGAUUUUUCUGUGUUCAUAGAACUAGAAAGGUCCUUGUCCCUUUGAUAAGUGAAAUAGUUCUUGCCAAAAUACCAGAAAUAGAUAGCUUCAUCUUUUUAUCUGAUGUUCUUCUAAUAUUGGAGAAUAGUUCAGUUCCUCCAUGUUGAAACAGCCCAUAUCCAUAAAUGAUUCUCCCCAAUUAAAACAUAUUUUCCAGGAUUAAAAGUCAGAUCAUUAUAUCAUUUUACACAGAUGACCAAAACAGCUGGGUGAUGAAAUGCUUUUAUUUUAUACAUACGAAAUGUUGGGUGGAGAAGUAAAUAUGUUUAUAGUAAAUAUUUCACUGACCAAACAAUUUUUAAGUGAUUAAAAUGCUAAUUACUGUACCUUUUGGAAACAAGUGAGCAAGCAAUUUGUAAAUUACUUAAAAGUAUUUUAGUAAUUUAAAUAAAAUUUACUUUCCUGGA
Ornithorhynchus anatinus (platypus) is the source of this 3672-nucleotide messenger RNA. It is a transcript of the gene TOR1AIP1, whose product is annotated as torsin 1A interacting protein 1. NCBI's taxonomy places the organism in Eukaryota, Metazoa, Chordata, Mammalia, Monotremata, Ornithorhynchidae. The record is from RefSeq and is a predicted model, not a curated record. Gene Ontology annotation, biological process: nuclear membrane organization. Gene Ontology annotation, cellular component: nuclear membrane. The coding region runs from base 20 to 1948 and encodes 642 amino acids. Gene Ontology annotation, molecular function: ATPase activator activity. The transcript has 13 exons.